This is a messenger RNA of Talaromyces stipitatus ATCC 10500, 1954 nucleotides long. RefSeq lists its product as uncharacterized. The coding region runs from base 1 to 1875 and encodes 624 amino acids. Gene Ontology annotation, biological process: positive regulation of transcription by RNA polymerase II; DNA-templated transcription. Gene Ontology annotation, molecular function: DNA-binding transcription factor activity, RNA polymerase II-specific; zinc ion binding; sequence-specific DNA binding. The record is from RefSeq and is a predicted model, not a curated record. NCBI's taxonomy places the organism in Eukaryota, Fungi, Ascomycota, Eurotiomycetes, Eurotiales, Trichocomaceae. The transcript has 6 exons.
AUGCCAAUCAGCGAUGCAGCUUUCUCGACGAUGAAAAAGAGACGGCGACAUUUUCGAUCGCAACUCCGUGUCAAAGAGCUGGAACAGCAAUUAGCGAUCUUCUUAGAUAUGCGGACGGCAGAACAUGAAGCACUAUUUGGCCCAUCAAAUGACAUUGAUGGUUCGAGGCUGGAUUUUCAGUCUCAACCGAUGGAAACGCCUCCGGUUAACUCAAUCUCUCCACUGCAACCGUUGCAAGCCAGCCACCAGCAACAAGCCGUAGUAAACGGCCAUCACAUCUCCAAUACACACAAACCCGAGUCGUUAGCGAAUGAAUUGAAACUACUCUCUUUGGAGGCAGCCGCAGAUCGUCACGUCGGAUCUUCGUCCGGGAUAUCAUUCGCUAAACUUACGCAAGCAGUUCUUCGGCGCUUGUCACCAGAUCGGCAGGAGUUUGUGUUUGAAGAUGAAUUAAACGAUGAGCAAGAAGAGGAGGAAGACGAAGAAGAUAAUUAUUUGCCAAAUGAGAACGAAACUACUCCCACUUUCACGUUUGCAUUCAAUGAGAUCAACUCACAUUUGGUCUCCUCCCCGCCGUUACCACUCUAUUAUCCCCUAUCCAACGAUCAGCAACAGGACGGUCUUCUUCAAGAAUCAUUGUCUCUUCUCGAGCCAACACAUAUCAGCCAUCUGUUGGAAUUCUAUUUUGCUCAUUCUCACACUUUAUACCCGAUUGUUCGGCAGCAUGAGUUUACGACUGUACUCUGGCGGUUAUAUGGCGAUCCGUCUGAUGCGCUCGCUCAGUCUCCAUUAUGGCAGUUCCGGAUAUGGAUUGUUCUUGCUAUUGGGUCCACGGCGUAUUCUUCAGUUUCUUUGCUAGAUGAGUCGGAAUCCGUACAGUUGUUCAAUAAGGCCAUGGUGCAUUUUGAGGCUGCUAUGGGAUGUGGUGAUUUGGCCGCAUUAGAAGUACUGAUGCUGCAAGUAUCGUACUCUUUUUUCAACAAAAUAGGUCCGAAUACAUGGAUUUUGAUCGGAAUGGCUGCUCGUAUGGCAACCGGCAUGGGUCUUCACACAGCCGAACAAUAUAAAAAUCUGACUGUAGACAUCGCUGAGCAUCAGAAGCGCCUCUUUUUCUCUCUAUACAUGAUGGACCGUGUGGUUUCGCUGGCUCUAGGGCGCCCGUUUGCUAUUCAAGAUGAUGAUAUCACUGUUGAGCCCUUCGCGGAUGCAGACGACGAAAACAUCCAACCCGAUGGUAUCCUACCAUCCACCAAACUAGAGCCAUCAACCAUGGCUAUCCCGUUACACAUCCUAGCACUUCGGACAAUUGCCAGCGACAUUAAAAGUAGAGUCCAUUCAGUGCGAAACAGCGACCCAGCCAACCAGCAAGUCAAAGAACAAACCCUCCAGUCUCUUCACAGACGGUUGAUAGAAUGGCGACGGACAAUGCCGUUCCCGUUACCGGACCUGCAGUCCAAGGUCCCUCAUCUAUGCACCAAUUGGUUCGACUUCAAUUAUUAUACUCAUGUAAUCAUGCUCUAUCGUCCAUCACCGCUCUGUCAGACUUUAGACCUUGCCCAACUGCAGGUUCUUGCUGAAGCAUCCAGCAUGGCUAUCCGACAAGCCACAACUAUGCACCGACAACAGCGGUUUUCGUAUAACUGGCUCAAUCUCGCUGUCUUGUUCAACGCGACGCUCUCCCUAAUGUAUUCGACGACAGCACAACCGAACAAUCUGUCGCAGGUGUUGGAGUCCAGUAAGGCCAUUGAAGAUUUGGAGUUGAGUAUUGAAUUGUUGCGGACGUUUAGUAAGAAGUUUGCUUCGGCGAAGAGGAUUCAGGGGAUGGUUCAGAUUGUUUUGGCCAAGUUGAAGAUGCAGGUUGUUCACACAGUGUAAGCAUCGUUGAUUCCGGUCGUUCUAGUGAAGACAUGUGUUAGCUUGAUAUUCAGGUACAUAGUCAUGUCAUGCUCUUACC